This is a messenger RNA of Chilo suppressalis (striped riceborer), 8189 nucleotides long. The record is from the annotation of a GenBank genome assembly. NCBI's taxonomy places the organism in Eukaryota, Metazoa, Arthropoda, Insecta, Lepidoptera, Crambidae.
CGCCGCGCGGCAUACGCGGAGUCGGCCGGAGCCAUCUUGCUAGUGGUCGUUCCAAUGCUCGCGUCUCCGCGACACAAAUCGCUCUUAAUUCGCACUAAUUAACCAAUAAACCAUCAAAAAACAAUCGGACAAAGUGACAUUACCCAUAACCAAGUGCAAAAUCAGUGUACGGGCGCGUUGUUGACGUGAAUUUGUGUGUUUGUUGUUCUAUGUGUGCAUUCCGACUGUCCUAGGAACCGAUUGGAUUGAGCCACCGUUGUGCGCGGGUGAAUGUAGUGUAGUGUUGUGUGUGGUGAUUGGUGAACUAGUGGAGUGUAGUGAGUGAAACGUAAUGCAGUGAACAUGUGCGAUGACGAAGCGUGGUCCCUCCACCUACACCGGAGCUCCUGAAUGAGAACUACGGAACUUGACGUGGCAUGGACAAGGAGAAUGGCGAGGGGGGUGCCGAGGCAGGCAAGCCGCCGCCUCAAGACGGCCUCCUCGACGCCGCAGGUCUCUUUGGAGCUUACUGGGGGCGGGAUGGCUCGGCGGGCGGCGGCGCGGCCGCCCAGGCUCAAGCGCAGACUCAAGCGGCGCUGUUCGGCUUCGGAGGAAGAUACCCACCGCCUACCACGCUCGGAGUUGCUGCCAACCAAGCUGCGUCACUGGGAUUACAUCCUGCCGCGAGUGCAGCAUGGUGGUCAAUGGCAUCCCACCUGGCCGCUCAAGACUACCUCGCCCGCCUGCAAGCCUCCGGCCUGAACUUCCCUCCCAUGGCUGAUCCAUACUCGGCAUUGUCGGCGCUUUCCGCGGCCGGAUUAAAACAGCCGCAGAAGCCCAGCAAGCAACCUAGUAGGAACGAGAGAUCAAACCGCAGCGGAACUACUUCAGGGUCCUCGAGCAAGGAGAAGACUCCAUCUACUAGCAGUAGUAACUCGCAACCGCAUAUGAGUGAGUGGGGGUCCAGCUACGGGUUUCCGAAGACUUCAUCGCCGUCCACCAUGCACUCGCAGUCGCUGUCCAGCCUUGCGUCGCUCAAUAGUCUGGUCUCCUCUCCUCAUCAGAGCAAGAGUAGUAAGCAGCAACCGCCGUCUUCCCAGUCCAGCCGUAAGCCGUCUUCUUCGCAGUCAUCGUCAUGUAAGGGCAAGGAGAGAGACUUGGCUUUAUUGCGAGGAGACCUGAUGUUAGCGCAAGCUGCGGCUCAUGGAGCCUACCAUGCUGCCGUCGCUGCUGCCGCUAAGGGGAAGAACAUGUCCUCUUUGUACCCUUUCGGUAUGCCUGGCUCUGAGAAGGACCGGCAUGCUGGCAUAGAUUCCCUCACCGGUCUACCCCAUACCAUACUCAGUGAUCCUGCCUCAGUACUGGGAGGUGUGAGACUGCCGCCAGACACGGAGAUUAUUAAGUACACAUCAUCUUUGGCGGGCCCUAAGGCACCUCCCGGUACGACGAAUAGAGGCCGUAAGAAAACCAUAUCGCUAGACCCGCCACAAGUGUCCGUGCAUCCGUCGUCGGGCGAUCGAGCCACCCCAGUGCCCAGUAAAAGGCAGAAAAUGGAUGAAUACGGCAACUCACGAUCAUCUGUGGAAGUAAUCCGGUUGCCGAACAAACCGGACCGGGGAAAUUCCCUGUCCGGCACCCCGCCGCCCAACCUAUCGGAUUACGCGGGCAUAUCUCGUGAGUUGCUGCAGACCAUAGCUAGUCAAAGCGGCGUGAGUCUGGCCGCGUUGGAGAGGCAGCUCGCCGGCACCGCCGCUACGCCCGAAUCCGGUCUGAACCUCAGCACGAAAUCCGGUGAGGAGACGCCUCUAGAUUUGGGCGUGAAGGCAUCUUCUAUGGACGAAGACGCACCACUCAAUUUAUCAUUAAAACCUACACCUACCAGCCAUCAAGCUUCGGACGCGCUGUCGAGGUUGACAUCUUUAAGUAGUUCCUUAAAUGCGUCGGCCGGCAACGACAGGAUAUCCCGCCGUAAGCCAGGGGCGAAACCUCGAAGGGUAGCGCCGGAACUAAAUACGCAAGUGGCAGACUCUCCCAGACCCAAGUCCAGUGGCAGUGAGGACAGCGAAUCAGUCUCGGCUUGGCCAACGAGAGAGGGGAGACCCAGGAAUCUAGGGCGCGGGGUCAGCAAGCCCAAGAAGAACACCGUCGCUUCUCUUCUGGCCCAGAGUCGGGCCCUAGGCCUGAGGCCGGCGUUGGCCCAACAGUUGUUAGGGGAGACUGAUUUGGAAAAGCUGAAGGCGUUACUAGGCGAGAGUGCCAGCACGGAUUCCGAGUGCGUUUCCGACAGUUGUCCCUCGGAUUCGGACGCGAGCGACACCAGUCGACGGUCCAACGACGCCCAGUUGCGACUACCGUUAGCUUUAGGUUGGAAACGCGUGACUGUGAUAAGGGGUCUCUCCCGAAACUGCAGUAUUAAGGGGGACGUUAGCUACACUCCGCCCGAGCCCCAUGCCACGCUGGCUAUCAAAACUGCCCAAGAGCUGCAUACGUUCCUGGAGUCGAACCCGUGUCCGCCGCUGUCGGGCGACAACUUCAGCUUCAGCGCGCGCGUGGUGCUCGGCGAGUACGUCCAACCCGCGGAGUUGGGGGAGCCACUGUUGUUCAACGAACAGGAGAUCACUAAACGUUUGGAAGAAGCUAGGGCCCUAGCUGCAUUAACCGGCCCUCGGCCCACACCACCGCCAGUAGACAGACGUAUAGAACUGGCAAGAAGACAGCAGGCCGCCAGAGAUGCCAGGAGAGAUGCCAGUGCCAGGUCCAGAGACCAGGCCCGCCUAGUCAGAGAGUUUGAGAGGAACGAAAAGGCUGAAUUCGUGAAGAGAGAGAAAGAGGCCAGAAGCCAACAGCUACUGGAGCAUAUCAACAAGAACCGAACGCAGCUCACCAUCGAGCCGCUGCCGUCGAUACCGAAAUCUGGUACCGAAAACGAAUGGAAAAUACCAGACAUAGUGAUGGGGCCCGCUACAAAGAGUACCAAGGAGCGAAUAAUGCCUCCGAUAAGUCUUUCACUGAUACCAGUCACGGGCAAAGACCCGCAGAACUCGCCUAUAAAAGCGAUGAACUUCGAAACCACAUGGAAAGCGGAAGAAUACAACGCGCUCGACAAAAUGAAAGAUUUCGCCGAAAAAGCGGCAUUCGAUCUACCAAAAAAACCUAAAGACGUUUACUUUGAUUUCUCGCUGAUGAAGACGAGCGAUAAGCGACUCAAAGGCACAGACAAAGAGAACAAUUUAGAGAAACUAAUAGAAUCCUAUUCUAGAAUAACGGAGUUCAUAAACGGUUGCGAUUGGUCGAAAGUGCCAGCUGACAAAAAGACUGAAGACGCUAAAGCGAUAGAACAAGAAUACUUGGACGCAAAAAACGAAUUCAUGUCGCAAAAUUUGUGUUUGAUGCCUAAUGACAGCAAAAAGUCUGUAUUGAAAGAGGUGAUCGAUUUAAGCGAGGACGACGAUCACUUGUUGAACGAUAUUAUAAGUAAAAAGAUAAGCAAAGGCACUUUCAAUAUCGGAAAAGACGGGGCCCUGUCAAUAUCGGUUCAUCCUUUCGCCAGUAAGGAUACAUUAGGACUGGCUAAGAGAAAAAAACAGGAAGAGAUAGAGAAGCUGAAGAUAGAGGAACAGGCUAAGAGGCAACAGGAAAGGGAAAUAAAGAGACAACAGGCUAUGCUACUGAAAGAACAGCAAAAAUAUAUCACCGAGGAACGCGAAAGAAGACGGCAACACACAACGUUUAUUCGUCAAUUAGAUUCUAGGAAGAGAUGGGAGGAGAGGGAACGGAGAAAACACCAGAACCUUCUAGACAGACUCCUAGUGAAAGAGAAGAAGCUGCAGCAGAGACGAAAAGAGAUGGAACUACUUGCCGAAUUAAGACGGCCGCAAGAAGACUCAUCUCUAUCGGAUCAGAAACCACUUCCAACUCUUAACAGGAUUCCAGGUUUAAAACUACCGGGGCAAGCAUUCGCUGAUAUUUUACAAGUGUAUGAGUUUAUACACAAUUUUGGUCAGACACUUGGAUUCGACAUGGACAACAUUCCUUCGCUGAACACUUUCCAAAUGGCUUUACUGCCCGACUGCUGUUCAGAUGCCGAAGACGAACUGAUACAAGUAUUGACGCAGCUACUUGUAUGCGCUAUCGAGGACCCGGGUAUACCUCACCCGGGUCGGCAUACGACGUUACUCGGCCACGCUAUCCGGAUGGGUGAUAUCACACCCGCUAACUUAAGCGAAGUAUUACGGAUAUACUUGUAUGCCAAUGCUACGGGCGAAGUGAAGUCGCUUACUGGUUUAACAGCGGAGCGUGAGAGAGAACGUCGCGUAGCCGAUCACCAUCAGACGGAAGCGGAAAUGCAACACACUUGUGCCAGCACUAAGAACGCGACCUAUUACGAACACUUACAUGGGAAUAGCACGUAUAAACUUUCAGAGGCGUUACGAGACAAACCGUUCCUAGCGUUGAACGCUACGACGAAGGCGAAGAUACUAGCGUUCCUGUGCGACGAACUGUUGCAGAACAAAUCGGUCCUACGGCAGAUCGACGGCUCGCUGGAACACUUGAACCAGGUCAAGAAGGAGCGGUACCUACUCGACAUGAAGAUUAGAAAAGUUCGAGUACUCCACCAACGUAAACUUCGCACUGAACAAGCGGAGAAGCAGCAAGCUCUAGCUUUAGAGAGGAUGCAGAGGCUCGUAGAAGAGAGUACGGCCAACCUCUGCGGCGGUCGGAUGUCGCCGCAGCCGCAAGAUGAAGAACAACCAUCAGACAAAGAAACUCCCAAGAAAGAAACCACCCCGGAAGUCGACGACAAACCAAAAUCACCUUACAAAGAGCCCAUGUUAGAAGACAGCGACAAAGAACUUUCGCCCUUAAAGGAUCUCUCUAACAUGAGCAAAAGCAAAGAAGCGCUGAAUAACAAUAAGGAGGAAUGUUCCCCGGCAGACAAUUCUAAGUUGGAUAAAGACAGUGUGAUGGGCGAUUGCGAUGCGAAUCUUAGUGAUUUGGAGAGUGAAGGCACGCAACCUGAAGAGGAUGAAGACAAGAACUUGUCGUCGGAGGAGCUUUCCAGGAAACUAGACAAACUGAUGAGGCAAUCGGAACAGCAGUUGCAACAGUUAGUCGCCGGCUCUCACGCUUUGAGGGCUACUUGUUAUGGACAAGACAGAUAUUGGCGUCGCUAUUGGUCUCUGGGUAAAUGCGGUGGCAUAUUCGUGGAAGGCAUGGAAUCCGCUCAACCCGAGAUCAUGGCCUACCACCAGGGGUUAGAAAACGCAGCUCAAAACCAACCAUCCGACAGUUGCAGGACGAAGAAAGGUGCCAAAGACAAGAAAGACCCGAGCGGGAAAGAGUCCGAAGAACGCCCAGAUUCCGACAAAGCCCUCAAAGAGGAGGCCCUCAAGACUGAAAUGGAACUGAAGAGCAUAAAAUCAGAGUUGAAUCUGAGCGACCACACGCAGAUCAUCAAGUACGAGCCGAAUGUCAAACAUGGUGCUUGUAAAGUUGAAGGUUCAUCGAUAAAAAUGGAGGAGAAGUACAUCCAACAGAAGCAGCAUAAUGAAGAACAGGACAUGCUCGACAUAGAAGACUCGAUACCCACAGCUUUUCUAGUACAGAAGCCUUCGCACAAACCGAUGUACGCUUCACAAGCGGAACCAAUGGAUAAACCCCAGGAGAUAGUGAAAAUAGAAAACGUAGUAAAGAAAGAGGAAAAGGAAGAACCGGAAGAGAGCAAAGACGAAUUAGUGAACAAUCUAGAAGAGUUGAGAAAGCUUGCAGAAGCGGUAUCCUCACAGUUGGAUGCCGCUAAAAAGGCAGAGGCAGAAGAAAAAGAAGUUAAAGAAGUGAAGAAAGAAGUAAUGGAGCCUGAAGCUGCUCACAACCAUCUUUACACAAAAAUCGUAGAAGGCAAAUGGUUCUCUAUUUUGAGGCAUGAGAGUGCAUUUUUGAAUAACAUCAACGAAGUCACAGUUAAAAGUGAAGUGCCAGUGUAUUGUGAUAACGAACACACUUGUGCCGAAGUGAUAUUGUGCCAAGGACAUAAGUGGGACGUUUCAAAUAAUUUGCAUCUUUUAAACGACCCGAGUUUAUUCACUCUGAACUCUAUGGUGACUAGUGUGCAAGUGCCGUCUAAUAGUGUUUACACGGACUCUAGCUUGACUAUGUCAGGUUUGGAUCAGGAAAUGAUGGACGCUAGUCUAAAUAGAGAUUGCAAAGAGCAUACGGGUGUUGAAGAUGAACUUAAAGAGCAGGACAACGAUCUAGAAAAGGAAUUGCAAGCGGACGCGCUCAAACACGAUUUAGCCACGCAAAAGGCCAAAGCCAACAGUCUAAACAGCCUCGGCUUGUUAAACUUCAAUGCUUUAUCAACAUACGUGACUUGCGACAGUCCACCGCCCAUACAGAUGUCUCCGGACGAAGUGAAACAGUUGGAUCAUUGCAAACAACAUGGGCUGCCGAAGAGAAUCGGAGGCACUUUUGUACCCAAAGAACUGAGACAUGGGUGGUGGCGUAUCACAGAGUCAGAUCAGCUCAAAGAUCUGAUGGAAUCUCUGCAUCCGCGCGGAGCUAGAGAGAGGGAAUUACACGCAGCAGUCGUUCAACAUGUUCCCACGGUCAAUAAUAAGAUAUACAUAGAGAAAGGCGACGUGCACAGCACAGAGCUGUCCAUACUACACAUGGACCGAGUCAUAGCCCAGAGUGGGGGAUUCCCCAGUCCGGAUGCGCCGGGUUCUUACUGCGCAGUCACUGCUAGAAGAAUAGACAUGCAGUUAUUGAACGCUGUGCAACAACUGGAGGAACGCGUAGCCGCUGCCUCUAUGCAAGUGAAGGGUUGGAGGCCUGGAGGGGCCCCUCCUGCCGACGAGACAGGGCCGGAGUUGGUGGCGCGCGCGCGGCACAGACUGGCGGCUGUGGAGGCGCACAUCGAGCGCCGAUACCUGAAGCCGCCCCUGGCGCUAAGGUACGCUAGCAACGCUGAUGCUACCUUGGGCGCGGUAUUGCAAGGGGAACACGGAAACUCUUCGGCGCCGUCGCCUCAGAACUCGGACGCUAAUGAAGGGAGAGAUAAUAAAGGCAUAGCCCGUGGUUUGGCCACGUGGCGGGAGGCAGUCUCCCGCUGCAACACUUCAGCCCAACUCGCGAUGUUACUGCAGGCCUUAGAAGUGGCCGUCGCCUGGGACAAGAGCAUUAUGAAAGCGAACUGUCAGUUCUGCCUCAGUGGAGACAACGAAGACCAACUGCUUCUAUGCGACGGAUGUGACAAAGGCUAUCACACUUACUGCUUCAAGCCGCGCAUGGACAAGAUUCCGGAGGGAGAUUGGUACUGCUGGGAAUGCGUAAACAAAGCCCGCGGGGAACGCGUCUGCAUCGUAUGCGGAGGCGCAAGCAGCGGCCGCACUAUCCCCUGCGCUUUGUGUUCGCGCGCCUAUCACCAGGAUUGCCACUACCCGCCGCUGGGGAAGAAUCCUCGAGGAAAAUGGUAUUGCUCUCAGUGCGUCUCCCGCGCUCCGCCUAAGAAACCGCGCAACACAAAGAAAAGGGACAGCAAGCAGAAAGACAACAACGCCAGCUUGGAUGACGCCAAUAUGGUGCCUAGUCCUGCCCCAUCGCAUGCAUCCACAUCUACUACUGCCGAAGAUUGUUCAGCGACAGUACUCCAUACGCCGGAAAAGACUGAACCGGAAAAGGAGGAACCCGCCCCGGAACCGGAAAAUGGACUCAAUCACCAUCCCGCACCCCCGGAGUUCACAGAGGAAGGUCCGCCUGAAAAACGGCAGCGACUAUACGUGGGCGGGAACGGAGCCAUACAACACGACGACACCGAACAUAUGGACGGCGAAGAUUUGGACACGGAGAACGUACCGCUCGUGUCUCGCGCCAAGAAGGAGAAGAACACAGCAAAGAAACUACAGAAGGACCUGCAGUUUUGCAAGAACUUGCUAUGCGAGAUGGAGUGCCACGAGCACGCGUGGCCAUUCCUAAUCCCAGUUAACACCAAACAGUUCCCGCAAUACAAGAAGGUCAUAAAAUGCCCCAUGGAUCUGUCCACAAUUAAGAGGAAACUGCAGGAAGGGAGUUACAAAUGUAAGGAGGAGUUUGCUUCUGACGUGAGACUUAUAUUCAGUAACUGCGAAGUAUUCAAUGAGGACGAUAGCCCCGUAGGCCGCGCAGGACAUCAUAUGAGACAAUUCUUCCAACAACGUUGGCCACACGCGUGA